CGGAGCAAAUAAGUUUGCAGAGUGCAGCAAGAGUUUCUGUCUUAGAGAAAACUCCAGUCCAACGUUUCUAACCUGCGGAAAGGAAGAUCCAAGAAAGAGACACGAUCCUGGUGGGCAACCUGAUCCAGGAAGAGGGAUUUAUUUUCCUUCUACAUUCCUGAUGGAGUCCUACAGAGUGACUGGCAUUCCUAACAGCGGACCACAGCGGGGCUACACUCAGCCACCCCGUUCUUCCAGGCCUAAUAGUAAUGGAGCUGGUACAUAUGGCCUUAGUAUUCGUGUCCAGGGUAUAGAUGGACACCCCUAUGUGGUCCUCAACAACCAGGACAGGGGUUCUCAGUCAUAUACUGAUCCUAACAGCAAUGGCUACCUUGACACAGAAAGUUCAUUUAUUGAGAAUUACCAAGAUUAUAAGUUUAGAGGGGAUAAAGAAGCUGGAUCCAAUGAUCCCUUUAUGGAGUACAGAACACAGAAGAUGAUGCCUUACACUGGUCCUCAGAAUGGGGUUACUGAACCGCAAGCACCGAAACCGUCCACGCUUCUGAACUUUCAGAGGCACCCUGAGAUCCUCCAGCCGUAUGAUCCAGAGACCAACAACCUAAACCUUGAAGGGUUCAACAGCCUCCCACCUAGGCCUGUGCCUCAAGCUGAUGCUGGGAUUGAAUACCAGAGUCCUUACCCAAACCAUGAAUUACGAGGUCCCUCUGGUUUCCGGUCCUCAAGCCUGGGUCGGAACAGAGAUCGCACACAGCAGGAGAAGAGGCUGUUUCCACAAACGGGCCUGAACGCGGCCAACACAGAAACACCUCUUCCUAAACCAAAGUCACAGUCUCAGUCAUUGCCUUCAACCCAGGUGGCUCAGCCUCAAAAUAGAGCACAGUCCCAGCAGAUUCAGCCUCAGAUUAAACCUUACGUCACUAAUGUGAAUCCACCUCAGCCCAAGCAGACCUCUAAAACUCCACCAGUACCUGCAGCCCAGCCUCAGCAAUCCCCUGUUUCAAGUCCCCCAAGUGACCAGAGGAAGACGUCUCCCACUUCCGUGCGUAGUGCCAACUCCAGUCUCGAGCGCAUUCACCACGAUCCUGACAUCCUUCCCCUAUGCCGGACCGACUCCAGUGAGCCAGUUCUUCAGUCCUCCUCCCGGUCGCGUCACUCCUCCUUAUCUUCCAGCAGUAAGUCUCUGAUAGAUGAGCAGAUGGAGGCUCUGUAUUCAGACGCCAUAAACCGCCACGAGAAUCGCCGCUACAUUCCCUUCCUCCCUGGUUCAGGGAGAGAUAUAGACACAGGAUCGACCCCUGCCGUCGAUGAGCUUAUCGAGAAGUUUGAUGGCAAAGAGGGUGGUCAUCAGCGGAGGGGCAGGGCAGGGCGCAGAAACAGGAUCGAUCCAGAAGACAGAAAGCGCUCGCGUAGCGUGGACAGUGCCUUUGGGUCAAGAAGUGGCUCGAGCUACACGGACGAGUUUGGCCGAUAUCAAGGCACAUCAAAGGAGCACGUCCUGCGGCCGUCGCAGCUGCGACUGCAGAGGAUGGCAAGUGGUCAGGACCCCUGGCCUAUGGCUGUAGAUGGGCCUUCAUCUUGUGCCACCAGUGCACCAGGAUCCCCCCAGAGCUCCAUCUCCAAAGGCACUGGAUCUAUACGAGGUUACACAAAGCCACAGUCACGCCCCUCUAUACUGUCUUUUAAGAGCAGUGCGAGUGAAAAAAAGCCAUCUUCUGUUGAAAAACUAUCAACAACAUCACUGUCCUCCUCCCUGUCCAAUCCCCCUUCUACCACUGAUAAAAACAUCAGUACUGGGGCAGAUGUUCAGGCCACACCUGAUCUCCUGAAAGGUCAGCAGGAGCUUUCACAACAAACACACGAGGAGACAGCCAAGCAGAUAUUGUUCAGUUACCUUAAAGACGGAAGCAAUGAUGAUGAUGAAGUGACGAAGAAGAAGGUGAACUUGGUCUUUGAGAAGAUUCAGACGCUGAAGUCUCGUGCCACAGGAAGCACACAAGGCGACAGCAAAACCCCGGACCUUGCUGCGGAGACCAAAGCUCUGCAGGAGCAAAAUGCUGAACUGGAAAAAGAGAUCGUUGAGCUGAAGGGACAGCUGGAGGAACAAAUAAAGAAGAGUCAGGCUGACAGAAGGACAGCAGCGGGUUUAAAGGAGCUGCAGCAGGAGCUCCAGAGGAGCCUGGAUGAGUGCAAGAAGCUGAAGGAAAAACUGGCUAAAACAGAGGCUGAGCUCAACACCUCCGUGGAAGAGCUUUACCAGGUGAAGAUUGAGCGGGAACAGUACCAGACAGAGAUCAGAGACCUGCAGGACCAGCUGUCAGAGAUGCAUGACGAACUGGACUCAGCCAAGAGGUCCGCUGCUGACGGAGAGAAAGACAUGGCGGACAUGAUGCAGCUUAAGGUGGAGAUGCAGGAAGUUCUCAUGGCUAAAGAGGAGCAGGAUGAACUGUUGAGGAGGCGAGAAAGGGAGCUGGCAGCCCUCAAAGGAGCUUUGAAGGACGAAGUAGCCGCUCACGAUCAGGAGGUGGACAAGAUGAAGGAGCAGUAUGAGAAGGAAAUAAGCAGGCUGCAGACAUCUUUGGAGGAGGCCAAGCAGAACAGCGCGGCUGCAGUUCGAGAGAAGGCCGAGGUAGAGGCAGCCAAGGGACAAGCCGAGGGCCAAGCUGGGCGACUGAACCAAGAGAUCGAGCGACUGCGCAGGCGGACGAAUGAGCUGGAAAAUGAGGUGGCUAAACUCAACAGGAUUAUCGAUGAGGCCAAGCUACUGGAGAGCAGGCUGGGAGACAAAGUUGGCCGCCUGGAGAGAGAGAAAAGGCACCUGGAAGAGUCCCUAUCUGAGAUCAGGGAGCAGGAAGAGGAGAUGUCCCGUGCUAACCGAAUGUUGAACCUCCGACUGGAAGAUGUGCAGAAGAACUUGGACAUACUGGACAUUGAGAACAAAGAGCUUGAGGACAGGUUACAGGAGGAGAAGUCUCAGAAGGAGCAGUUUAAAAGCAUGAAGAACAGCAUUGAAGACGAGAGAAGGCUGCUGGACCGGACAGUGGAAAAACUUCAGAGGGAGAUGAGUGGUAUUGUUGAGGCGUCACAGUCAUCCACUCGUGAGCUGCAGGAGCAGAUCGAUAUUUAUAAAGAGAAGAACCGACGGGAGCUGGCAGAGCUGCAGAGACUCCUAAAGGAGAGAGGACAGGAGCUGGACAAGUUGGUGCUGACCACGAAAACCCUGCAAGAGGAGUUGUCGCUUCGGAAGGAUGAACUGAAGCAUUGUCAGAGGGAAAGAGACGAAGCUGUUCUCAGGGAGCAGACUCUGGAGAAAAAAGUUCAUGAUCUGGAGUUGGAGGCUGAGAAAAACACACGGGUCAAGGACGACAAAACCCGACAGAUGAAACUUAUGGAGGAAAGGAUUGCUCAGCUGGAGUUAGACCUCAAUGAGGAGCGUCAAAGUGGAGACCAACUGAUGGAUAGGAUAGACCGAGGAAGAGAGCAGGUGGAGCAGAUGAGGAAUGAACUCCUGCAGGAGAGGGCUAGCAGACAGGACCUGGAGUGUGACAAGUUGGCUCUGGAGAGACAGAAUAAAGAUCUGAAGUCCAGAGUGGCUCACCUUGAAGGUUCCCACAAGUCAAACAAGGAGAGUUUGGUGACUGAGCUGGAGGCUCACAUACAAGAGCUGGAAGAGAAGCUGGAGGGGGAGGAACGGGAGAAGUCCAACCUGUCCCUGGCCAACCGCAGGCUAGAGAGGAGAGUGAAAGAGAUGAUGAUGCAAAUUGAAGAGGAACAUCACACAAUGCAAGAUCAGAAGGACCAAUUGAAUCUGCGUCUGAAAGCCCUGAAGAGGCAGAUGGAUGAGGCUGAAGAGGAGAUCGAUCGACUGGAGCACAGUAAGAAGAAGGUGCAGAGGGACCUGGAUGAACAACAGGAAGCCAACGAACACCUCAAUAGUCAGCUCAAAGCUCUGCGCAACGAAAUCAGACGUAAGAACACCUCUGCUCCUCUGCUCAACAAUCUGGACGACGAUGAUGAUGAUGAUGAUGAUGAUGUCAGCACUGAUGGAGAGAUGUACUUCAGCUCGUCGUCGGGUUACAAGCGCACCGCAAGUCAGGAAAACAGCCUGUCAAGCCUCGGCUUGUGAAUGGACAUAAGAAAUGCUUUUUUACUGUACCACUGUUGAAUCAAACACCAGGAUGUUCAUUGUUUCAUGUGCUAUUGUAGAUAUCACACUGAUUUAUCUGUGUAAAUACUGAGUGACUAAGUUGUUUUCUGUGUUUUUUAAAGAUUUGUUUUGCAGCAUUUGUGGCCUUUAUUUAGUCUUUUUUGUAGGUAGGUAGACAUGAAAUGGGGUGAAGAGAGGGGGAAGACAUGCAACACAGGUCGCCGUGGCUGGCACUCGAACUAGGGAACAGUCGCAUCGAGGGCUGUAGCCUCUCCAUACCUGGGCUGCGCGCUCUACCGCUGUGACUGCGCUGCGCCCGUUGGUUGUUUUUUUAAUAUCCACCUUUUAACAGUGGUCACAGCUUCCAGGAUUUUAUUUCUGGGCGUGGUCUCGAUGUCUAUAAACUCACUCAGUGUUAUUCCAGCAGCUCUCUGAAGGAUAAAAUUUGAAGGGAAAGAUAAAAUUUGAAGGGUUUUAUAUGACGAAAAGAAACAUGUAAAUAUUGUUUAUUUCUACACUUUACAUUCCCUCCUCCUUGUUUCUUUGCUACCUAAUGCAGAAAUUAUUCUCAACGCCGAUUAUUCCACCAGUAGUGGACUUGAAAACCAACUACUGAUUGCACUGUAAACCCAAACUGUAACGCCUUUUUGAACAUCCACUUCUUUUUAUGCCUUUUAAUGAAUCAUAAAUAUACUCUUUUCUACCUACCAGGUAUAUGAAAUAUAUUUACUUUUUUAAUGAAUACAAAGCUAAUUUGAAUAUAUGAAGUGAAUUCUGCCAGGACACUUGUUUAAUUUAUUCGUUCUGGGCUUAUUGAGGGUUUUGUUUUUAGGGAGUGGUAAAUGAGGGACUUUGUACACAUCUUUUUGUACAGUGUUGUGUCUUUUGAUGACCAGUAUAGUAACACAAUGGCAUCAAUUUAUAUGUUGAUUUUGUACAAUAAUCUCAGUAUUUUUAUAUGGCUUUUGGAAAAGUUUGUUUUUUUCCUAAAUGAGACAUUUAUUAGUUACAUCUCUGCACAAAGUUAUCUUCCCAGACACCUUGAUUUAACCUCCAUCUUCUGUUAGAUCUCAGUGUUAAAACUGAACACUGUGAGACUUUUGAUAUUAAUUAUAUGCCAGCUCUCACAGUGCCUUGUGAAAUGCUUCUUUUUUACCUGAAUGGAUGAUUUUCUUUAGAUGUAAUAAACUGACAAUCAAAGAUAUUUCUACACUGUGAUGAUUUGCACUCUGUGUUUGCUCUGUGCUGAAAAUGCUGAAUUCUGACCCCGUGUGGAGGAAUGCAGAUUCCUGCCACUACCUCUCUGUACGCAACUGUAUGUUCAUAAAUCCUGCUGUGACAAAAAUAAAGUUACUUUCAGUUA
This is a messenger RNA of Girardinichthys multiradiatus, 5507 nucleotides long. It is a transcript of the gene cgnl1, whose product is annotated as cingulin-like 1. The record is from RefSeq and is a predicted model, not a curated record. Gene Ontology annotation, cellular component: myosin complex. NCBI's taxonomy places the organism in Eukaryota, Metazoa, Chordata, Actinopteri, Cyprinodontiformes, Goodeidae. The transcript is spliced from 19 exons. Bases 161 to 4123 code for a protein of 1320 amino acids.